Messenger RNA from Triticum dicoccoides, 1322 nucleotides. RefSeq names its product acyl-acyl carrier protein thioesterase ATL4, chloroplastic-like. NCBI's taxonomy places the organism in Eukaryota, Viridiplantae, Streptophyta, Magnoliopsida, Poales, Poaceae. Gene Ontology annotation, molecular function: fatty acyl-[ACP] hydrolase activity. The record is from RefSeq and is a predicted model, not a curated record. The coding region runs from base 500 to 1153 and encodes 217 amino acids. The transcript has 5 exons. Gene Ontology annotation, cellular component: chloroplast.
GCGAACGGACGUCUUCAGCGCACAAGUUCAGAAAUUCUAGAAGACUACGCCCCCAUCUUCAGGCUUGCUGUACCUUACUGGAACUAAAUCAGAUCAGAUCAGCUGUGUGUAACUGAAUCACACCCAGCAGUUCAAAACACCCAAUCCAGAAGUCAAUGUCCUUUGCAGGAAAAAUAAUAUCACCAGUACACUCGUUUAGAUAUGUAGAGGUGUACUCUCAGAGUACCAGACUGAAAGUCUACCGAGAAUGUUGGAAAUGUAGAGGUGUACUCUCAGAGUACCAGACUGAAAGUCUACCGAGAAUGUUGGAAAUGUAGAGGUGUUACUCUCAGAGUACCAGACUGAAAGUCUACCGAGAAUGUUGGAAAUGUAGAGGUGUACUCUCAGAGUACCAGACUGAAAGUCUACCGAGAAUGUUGAAGAAUCAGGCGCCUUAUAAAAUCACAAUCCCUAUAAGUAGCAGCAGCGCCACCAAUAACAAACAUCAUCGGUAUCCACAAUGCAGCAGAUAGGCGCCCUCAUUCCUCUUGCCACCCACCAGUUCCCUCAACAUCCAUGCCGAGUAUACACUAAAGGUGGAGGAAGAUCCAAUUACUGCCAACUUGUGAUGCCCGUUGGCCAAGCAUAUCUCCUCCAGCACCAGGUCAAGGCUGCUCCUAGAGCACCCACCCCCCUACAAACUGUGACUACUGUGAACACAAACCAGGAUUCCACUAUAAGGAAGGAUAAAUAUUUCGAAGUUGAGAUGAAAGUUCAUGACACAGAACUCGACAAAUAUGGUGUUGUCAACAAUGCUAUCUACAGUAGUUACAUUCAAAAUGGUCAUGACAAGCUAUUGGAAAGCCUUGGAAUCAGUGUAGACUCGAUGGUAUCCAAAGGCAGUGCACUCGCUCUUUCAGAAGUACAUCUAAAGUACAUUGCACCUUUAAGGCAUUGCCAGAGUGGUGAUAGGUUUGUCGUCAAGGUGAAGCUCGGGCAAAUCAAAGGUGUAAGACUGAUCCUUGAGCACACAAUUGAGACACUGCCAGAUCAUAAGCUCGUAUUGGAAGCCAAAGGAACACUUGUUUGCCUUGACAAAGACUAUCAUCCAACUCGCAUAUUCCCAGAGGUCUCAACAAAAUUUCUGCAGUUCUUCUCAUCCAAGGAUGACUAAAGCUUUGAAAGGAAUUGCUACUACUAUUAAUAAGACCUAAUGUAUGUGCUCUCCUGGAGCACAACAUUGCAACUGAUAAACAAUAUCGAUCACCAUAUAUCAAUAAAAACAAUUGUAUUUUGCAGUGCUGCUUGAAUGCUUGAGCUGAUCUUAAAAUGGUUUACAUCUC